AUGGCGGACACGGACAAAUGGCAGCCAAAGGAUAUAGCCUACACUUCCGUUGUAGGAACUGUCAUGCUCAUGGCUCUUCUCGAGUGGGUGAUGUGGCUGGCCGCCUUUCUGUACUGUUUGUUCAAAGUCUAUCGCAAGGCUGAAGAGCGCUCUGUCAAGGUGCUUUCCGUCAUUGUAGGCAUUCUCUUUAUUCUUCUUCGGAUGAUAUUCCUGCCCAUCAUGGUCGUUACGCUUCCUCUACCCGGUCAAAUCUCUCGAGUCUUUCCACGAGCCAUGGUAUCCUUUUUGCAAUGGUUUGCCUUCUGGAGCUUCUCCAUCCUGCUCACGAUACCCUGGCUGUUCUGCGUCUACCAACUCGUCACCCACAACCUCGGCCGUACACGACGUAUCAGACAAGUGCUGGAUGACAAUACUGCCCCCAAGGUCGUGGUCGUCAUGCCUAUAUAUCGCGAAGAGCUGGACGUCCUUAUCACGGCGAUUAACUCGGUUGUCAGCUGCGACUACCCGCCGGCUUGCAUACACGCUUUCCUGUCCUUUGAUGGUGACGAGGUGGAUAAGCUCUAUCUAGGACUGCUCGAGAGUCUCGGUGUAGAGCUACCGCCAGGAAAGUAUCCGAGGAGUUUGGAUGUCAUCUACAAGGGCGCUCGCGUAACCGUAUCGAGGUUUGUCCAUGGCGGCAAGAGACAUUGCCAAAAGUCGACGUUUAAACUCAUCGAUAGAAUCUACGGCCAAUAUCUACGGAAGCGAGAUGACCUCUUUAUUCUCUUUAUCGACUCGGACUGCAUUCUUGACAAGGUCUGCCUGCAGAAUUUCAUGUACGACAUGGAAUUGAGUCCUGGAAACAAAGGAGACAUGCUAGCCAUGACGGGCGUCAUUACAUCAACAACCCGAAAACACAGUCUGAUAACGUUGCUCCAAGACCUCGAAUACGUCCACGGACAGCUUUUUGAGCGCACCGUCGAGUCAGCCUGCGGCUCCGUGACCUGCUUGCCGGGGGCCUUGACCAUGCUGCGCUUCUCCGCGUUUCGAAGAAUGGCAAAGUACUACUUCGCCGACAAGGCCGAAGAAUGCGACGAUCUCUUUGACUUUGCCAAGUGCCAUCUCGGCGAGGACCGCUGGCUCACCCACUUAUUCAUGAUUGGCGCGCGCAAGCGCCACCAGAUCCAAAUGUGCACGUCGGCCUUUUGCAAGACGGAGGCGGUGCAGACGUUUCGCUCCUUGGUCAAGCAGCGGCGGCGGUGGUUCCUCGGCUUCAUCGCCAACGAGGUCUGCAUGCUGACCGACAGCCGGUUGUGGAAAAGGUACCCUGUGCUCAUCGUCAUUCGCUUCAUGCAAAACACCAUCCGGACCACGGCGCUGCUCUUCUUCAUCAUGGUGCUGGCCUUGGCGACGACCGUGGCCAAGGUCAAAGACUUGCCCGUCGGCUUCAUCGGCAUCUCCCUCGGGCUCAACUGGCUGCUCAUGUUUUACUUUGGCACGAAGCUGCGGCGGUUCAAGAUUUGGAUGUACCCGCUCAUGUUUGUCCUCAAUCCCUUCUUCAACUGGUACUACAUGGUCUACGGCAUCUUCACGGCCGGCCAGCGGACGUGGGGCGGCCCGCGCGCAGACGCCGCCGCCGCCGACGUCAACACCACGGCGCAGCAGGCAAUUGAACAGGCCGAGCAGCAAGGCGACGACCUCAACGUGGUUCCGGAGACGUUCAGAGCGGCUGCAGAGGGACAACAGACCGCGCCUGCUUUGGGGAGACAAAAGAGCGUUGUGAGGCCGCCGGACAAGCUGGUGGGCAGAUUUGUUGCUGGAAGGGGCGCGUCGACGAGCACCUUGGGCACUUUUGAGCCGGACGGCUCCAGGCCCGACUCAAUCAUGCUGGAUGAAAUGUCGCACUUGAGGCCGCCGUCAAUGCUCUCGACGGUUACUAGUGUCAUGAAUGGCUCUCAUGAUAGCUUGUAUCCGAGUGACCUCGAGGAGGGAUAUGCUUCCGGGAUGUCGCCUGGCUUUUCGCCAGACGCCUCGGCAGCCGUUGCUCCAUUGACAUUACAGCCCUACGAGGACCCAGCAGAAGAAACUCGGACCGCCCUUCCAGAAGACGGUCGACGCUGGUAG
Molecule: messenger RNA, 2103 nt
Organism: Beauveria bassiana ARSEF 2860
Lineage: Eukaryota; Fungi; Ascomycota; Sordariomycetes; Hypocreales; Cordycipitaceae
Product: class VII chitin synthase
Exons: 3
Coding region: 1-2103 (700 amino acids)
Cellular component (GO): cell septum; cell periphery
Molecular function (GO): chitin synthase activity
Source: RefSeq, a predicted model, not a curated record